Haplochromis burtoni (Burton's mouthbrooder) is the source of this 3019-nucleotide messenger RNA. RefSeq names its product ankyrin repeat domain 34Ba (gene ankrd34ba). The transcript has 2 exons. The coding region runs from base 461 to 2050 and encodes 529 amino acids. Gene Ontology annotation, molecular function: protein binding. Lineage: Eukaryota; Metazoa; Chordata; Actinopteri; Cichliformes; Cichlidae. The record is from RefSeq and is a predicted model, not a curated record.
GCACAUAAGUUUAAAAAAACAAAAAACGUCCUUUGUGGCUAAUUUCAUAAUUAAUAAGCCUUUGCUGAAUCAGACCCCCUUUGAUGAAAGAACAUGUUGUUGCUAUAGUGCUUCACCUUGUGCGUUCAUCUUUGUCAACCUUCCUUGUUUUCUCUCUCUCUGCAACUGCUGCUCCUGCUGUAGCGAUGGAUUAACCAUUUCUUAGACCUCCCUGAAAUCAAGUCUGUAUCACUCGCGCUCAUAACACAUUUUGUCUGAGAAGCAGACUCAUUCUGGAAAACCUUGGUUGCUGCAGUUUCUUUCUCUUCUCAGUUAUUGUGACACAAUCCUUCCAGCAUCACGCCAGUCGCAGCUCUGCAACAGGAGAGUGAAUGUCUGCAGGAGAGGACUAAUCUUAACUGACUGGAGGCUGAAAUCUGUCUUUCUACAUCUUCAAAAUCACCAUCUGUGACCAAGAAGCAUGGAGGCAGAAGGCUGUAAUCCUGGUGUAACCAUAGAUUCAGGUAAUCCACUACUAAAAGCAGUGUUUCUCCGUCGCCUGCGGCUCACACGACUGCUCCUGGAAGGGGGAGCCUACAUCAAUGAGAGUGACAGCCAAGGCCAGACCCCACUGAUGGUGGCCUGCCGUACCCAACAUGUUGAUGCCCAGAGUGCCAGUCGAGUCAAGCUGAUACAGUUUCUUCUAGAGAAGGGAGCAGACCCCAACAUCCAGGACAAACAAGGUCGAUCUGCACUGAUGCAUGCCUGCCGGGAGCAGGCUGGCCCAGAGGUGGUCUCUCUGCUUUUGGCCAGUGGGGCAGACAUCAGUCUGGAGGAUCAGUCUGGGACAUCAGCAUUGGUUUACGCAGUCAUGACUGGAGACCUAAAGGUGCUGAACUUGUUGCUUGAUGCAUGCAAAGACAAGGGAAAGGAGGUGAUCAUCAUAACAACUGACAAAUUCCCAUGUGGUAAACUGCAAACCAAGCAGUACCUCAGCAUGCCUCCCCUUCGUCCUCUUGACCAGGCAGAAAAAAUGACAUUACCAGCUCCUGCAUCUCCAUCUGAAAUCCAGCUCAUCACAUCUCCCCAGUGCACCUCCUCUACCUUGUGCCCUCCAAAACCAGUCUUUUCUUUUAAAGAAGCACAGAUCUGUGGCAUAAGCUCCCAUCCGUGCUCCCCGUCAAGAUUUCGCGGGCUUUGCCAAGCACCUCUAAAUGGACUGCAGCAGCCUCUACUGAGGCUGAAUUCUGAACCCUGGCUGAAGAUCCCAGCAUCUCUGCUCACCCAGCAACCUCUUGAAGCUUCAGUCUCAGAAAAAGCCCAGGAUUUAAGUCUGACUGAUAACUUCUCAUUCAGAGUUCCUAGACUGGAUGAGGAUAACAGCCAAAACUCUGACAGCUACAAAUGGUGUGAAGCAAGUAAUGAAAAAGCGAGAGAUGGAAAAAAUGAUAGUGCCAAACAAGUUGGACAAAAGAUACCACUACCAGGUCUCAUUUCAUCUCACUCUGCCUCCCAUCCUAAUCUGCAUUCUGAAAACCUUGGUACAGAUUCAGUCCCCUCCUCGCUUUCCACUGGUAAAAUUCUUGUAACACAACUGCAACCUUCAUCAAGCCUUCAUAAUGUCAUUCAAAGACGCAAGCUAGGUGCAGACAUAUACAACUCUGACCCACAAAUAGCUGUAAACAUUCAAAAUGUCCCUGAAGAGCAGAAAGCUAGAGACCUGACAGAUGGCAAGAGGCUGGCACCUUUGCAUUCCUCUAGCACAAUGGGUUCCAGGGAGUUGGUGUCAGGAACGAGUCAGAGAAUCCUUUCUGGAUAUGAGCGCAGAGGUUCUGGUGCCUUCUUGCUGGAUCUUAACUCACAGGCCAGACCAAGAUCUCUCCCACCUCUUACUAACACCCCCAUCCUUAAUGUUUGUAACCUCAGCAAUGGAAGUAGUUUUUCUGAGAAAGAGUCUGGCCAAAAGCAAUUUUUUCCCUCUGCUCCUCCUGGGCCCCGGAAAGAGCUUACUAGGCGGAUGCUUCUAAGAAGACACUCAAUGCAGACUGAACAGUUCAAGGCCACAGCUUGAAAUCUAUCCAGGAUGCAAGAAAAGGAUGCAAGCGUGUUCCGACGUGAAUUCUGUUCUCCUGUGAGCCAUGGUGUGUGCAUAUUAAUUGAGGAAAACCAAAGAGUGUAUGCAAAAUUAUUGGAUCCUCAGACAUUCAUGGAUUUAACAACAUAUAAACUAUAGAUUUUUCUGUGCUUUGGUGUGCUGUAUUGUCAAAUAGCUUUAGUGUGCAGUUCUUAAAUAUAGAUCUUCUCUCAAAUUAUAUUUAGACAUUUUGGUCACUCGGAUGACAGAAAGUCCAGCUAAAAACCUGCUUCUUUGACUUUAAUAAAUUGUUCUGGUGGAAGAAAGUUAGUAGAAAGUAUAUCCAGGGGAGUUAAAGAAAUGUUAGCUUUAAUUUGCAGGCAUGCCUCUGGUUACUUAACAAUUUUAAGUUUAAUAUUCAGUUCUUUUUAGUUUAGCUUUUUCUUUCACCAACAGCUGAAAGAAAAAAAUGCCGGACAUUCAACUCUCUUAAUUUAAUUACUUGUUAUCUUUGCAAAUCAUCUUUUUAUUACUGUAGGCUAUUACACACCAGAACUUCUUUCCACAAGACAUCGAUAAGAGUAUGUGAGUUCAAAAUCGAAUGAAAUGCUAAACUACACGCAAGAGCUGAGUUAAUGCAGCUUUAAAAUCUUUAUAUGCAGAAAUGUGCUAACAAAACUUUCAGCUUUCAUUGAAAAGGUGUAACAAAAAUAUUACAUUAACAGUUUAAGAUAAGAUAAGAUAAGAUAGAACUUUAUUAAUCCCUCGGGUGGGUUCCUCUGGGAAAUUCGAUUUCCAAAAAAGCACAACUCCGACAGAAGUUACAGAGUUACAGUUUAGUAAUUACACCAACUUUUAUACACAGUACCAUUUUCAGAGGGUCUAAAGUAAUCAGACAAAUAAAUGUAUUUUUAAAUAUCAGUAUUGUUUUUUUAUUCAAUUUAUUUCAAUUCAAUUUUAUUUAUA